Messenger RNA from Sardina pilchardus (European sardine), 1599 nucleotides. It is a transcript of the gene wdr55, whose product is annotated as WD repeat domain 55. Lineage: Eukaryota; Metazoa; Chordata; Actinopteri; Clupeiformes; Clupeidae. Gene Ontology annotation, molecular function: protein binding. Bases 57 to 1298 code for a protein of 413 amino acids. The record is from RefSeq and is a predicted model, not a curated record. The transcript is spliced from 8 exons.
UAUGGUUGUAUGGUUCUCAUGCCUGUAGUGUGUCCUACCACGUUGGUGUUGUGGGGAUGGCUACUGCACAGGAUGCUGAUGAGGAAGUACAUAAGGUGAUAAGUGAAGAUGAGGAGGGGAAUGACCCAGACCCUGGUGUUGAGGGAGGUGAGGAAGAGGAUGCUGAUGAGGAGAAUGAGCCUAAGGAGCCAAGGAUCCGUGAAACACCAGAGGACAUUCAUUUUGAUGCCAUCGUAAACACUAUAGCAUUUCAUCCUAAAGAGGAUAUCAUUGCAGCUGGCGAUAUUGAUGGCGACAUAUAUUUAUACUCCUACUCGUGCACUGAAGGAGAGACGAAAGAACUGUGGUCAUCAGGUCAUCACCUGAAGUCCUGCAGGAAAGUGGCAUUCUCCAGCGAUGGCCGUAGCUUGUUCAGUGUUGCUAAAGACAAAUCGGUGCACAUCAUGGAUGUGGAAGCAGGCAAGCUGGUCAAACGUAUUACCAAAGCUCACAGUGUGCCCAUCAAUGCCCUGUUGUUGGUGGACGAGAACGUGCUGGCCACGGGCGAUGACGGGGGCACGCUGAAGGUCUGGGACAUGAGGAAGGGCACGGCCAUCAUGGACAUGAAGCACCACAAGGACUUCAUCAGUGAGAUCGCCAUAGACAGCGCUAAGAAGAUCCUGCUAACCUCAAGUGGGGAUGGUACCAUGGCUGUCUUCAACAUAAAGCGUCGGCGGUUUGAUCUGGUAUCUGAGUUCCAGAGUGGAGAUCUGAAUUCGGUGUCCAUUGUGAAACGUGGUAGGAAGGUGAUCUGCGGCUCCAGCGACGGUACCAUCUAUAUAUUUAACUGGGACGGUUUUGGGGCGACCAGUGACCGAUUCUUCGUGCAGGCAGAAUCUCUCGACUGUAUUGUGCCUAUCACCGACAGCUUGGUGUGUGCCGGCUCCAUGGAUGGAGUUAUCAGAGCCAUCAACAUUUUGCCUAAUCGGGUGGUUGGCAGUGUGGGUCAGCACAAGGGGGAGCCCAUUGAGGAGAUUGCCCGCUCCCGCGACACACGUUUCCUGGCCAGCAGUGCCCAUGACCAGCUGGUCAAGUUCUGGGACAUCUCCAAGCUCUCUGAACUCUCCGUCAGCGACUACCGCAAGAGGAAGAAGAAGCAUGGCAAACUGACGUCGCUCAGCAAGAAAGCUGUCGGCAACGGAGACAACUUCUUCUCGGGGCUGCUGGAUGAGCCGGACAAAAAGGACAAUACGAAAGAGGAAGAUGACCACGAUGAUGAUGAUGACGAGGACAGUGACAGUGAUAGUGGCAGUGACUGAAAAACUCUGAUCUGUUUAAGAACGUCACUGUUGGAUAUAUGUCUUUUAUUGCUUAUUUUGUUUUGGUUUACUUGUACAUUUCCGCUAUAACUAUUGUCUACUAAAUCUAAACCAUGCCACCUAUAUUGCAGCACUGGUUCCGUUGAAAGGAUAUCAGAGAUAGUAUAUGAACCGAAACAUUUGUAUAGAAACACUGGCAUAUUGAUUGAGCCCAGCCUAGAAAGGUCCUAUGAAGGCAUGUGACUUCAGUAUCCUAUUUGCCUGUUUUUUAUGUCCGUCGUAAGAUACAUCCCCAGGUGUU